UUGGAAUGGUAAGGCUGUUCGGAGUAGAUGUGAUCGGAUUGUCCUGUUCUUGGAAGGACCCAGUUAAAGGGCCGCUAAUUCAUUCCUCCGUUGCUGGGCAUGAUUGUAAUAAUUUUGGUGGUGGCCUAGAAUCAUGACAGGCAUAUGAAAAGAGCAGAAACAGGAGAGCUGGAGUGCAUUGGGAUUUGGAUACUCAUAGUUCCUCUGCUUGGUGGAUAAGGUGAGACCAAGUUGGGGAUGCUCUCAUAAUGAAUGUCAACCAGUCAGCUCCACCUGUGCCGCCAUAUGGGCAGCCCCAGCCUGUCUACCCAGGGUAUCAUCAAUCCAGCUUCGGUGGGCAACCAGGGUCCACAGCCCCUCCCAACACGUAUGGCGCCUACAAUGGGCCAGUCCCCGGCUACCAGCAAACACCUCCUCCAGGAGUGUCAAGAGCCCCACCUUCUUCAGGGGUGCCUCCAGCCUCCACAGCACAGGCCCCUUGUGGCCAGGGAGGAUACGGCCAGUUUGGCCAAGGAGAUGUACAGAAUGGGCCUAGCUCCACUGUUCAAAUGCAAAGGCUCCCUGGGUCUCAGCCAUUUGGGUCAGCCCCAGUGGCCCCUGUGGUCAGCCAGCCAGCUGUUCUUCAGCCCUAUGGCCCUCCCCCGACAAGUGCACAGGUGACUGCUCAGAUGGCUGGAAUGCAGAUCAGUGGUUCUGUGACCCCAGCCGCUCCCCCUUCAGGGUUGGGCUAUGGCCCACCAACAUCACUGGCGUCGGCCUCAGGAAGUUUCCCUAACUCUGGUCUGUACGGCUCCUGUCCUCAAGGCCAGGCUCCUCCCCUUAGCCAGGCCCAGGGUCAUUCUGGGGCUCAGCCUCCACAGAGAUCUGCCCCUCAGCAGGCCUCCAGCUUCACACCCCAAGCUUCGGGGGGUCCUCGGAUGCCUUCAAUGACUGGUCCACUCCUGCCUGGACAGAGUUUUGGGGGACCCCCACUGAAUCAGCCCAACCAUGUGUCCUCACCUCCUCCUCAAGCUCUGCACCCUGGCACCCAGAUGGCUGGGCCCCCAGGACCGCCACCCCCUAUGCACUCCUCCCAGCAGCAAGGCUAUCAGCUGCAACAAAAUGGUUCCUAUGGACCAACCCGGGGCCCUCAGCCCAAUUAUGGAAGUCCCUAUCCAGGAGCACCCGCUUUUGGCAGUCAGCCUGGGCCUCCUCAGCCACUGCCUCCUAAGCGCCUGGAUCCCGAUGCCAUCCCGAGCCCUCAACUCCAUGAGCUGCCUCCUCAGCAGAAAACCAGGCACAGGAUAGACCCCGAUGCCAUUCCUAGUCCAAUUCAGGUCAUUGAGGAUGACAGGAACAACCGGGGCUCAGAGCCAUUUGUUACUGGCGUACGAGGCCAGGUGCCACCCUUAGUUACCACCAACUUCCUAGUGAAAGACCAAGGAAAUGCAAGUCCCCGAUACAUUCGAUGCACAUCCUAUAAUAUCCCCUGCACAUCUGACAUGGCUAAGCAGGCUCAGGUGCCCCUGGCAGCUGUCAUCAAGCCGCUGGCAAGGCUGCCCCCAGAAGAGGCUUCACCGUAUGUUGUUGACCACGGGGAAUCUGGCCCUCUGCGCUGCAAUCGCUGCAAAGCAUACAUGUGCCCUUUCAUGCAGUUCGUGGAGGGAGGGAGACGCUUCCAGUGCUGCUUUUGCAGCUGUAUCAAUGACGUUCCCCCCCAGUAUUUUCAACAUCUGGAUCACACCGGCAAACGUGUGGAUGCUUAUGAUCGUCCUGAGCUUUCCCUGGGCUCCUAUGAAUUCUUGGCCACUGUAGAUUACUGCAAGAACAAUAAGUUCCCCAGCCCUCCUGCCUUCAUCUUCAUGAUUGAUGUCUCCUACAAUGCCAUCAGGAGUGGUCUUGUUAGGCUCCUCUGUGAGGAGCUUAAGUCACUGUUAGACUUUCUACCUAGGGAGGGAGGAGCGGAAGAGUCAGCAAUCCGAGUUGGCUUCGUCACCUAUAAUAAGGUGCUCCACUUCUAUAAUGUGAAGAGCUCCUUGGCCCAGCCACAGAUGAUGGUUGUAUCUGAUGUGGCUGACAUGUUUGUGCCACUGCUGGAUGGCUUCCUGGUCAAUGUCAACGAGUCUCGGGCAGUCAUCAUCAGCUUAUUGGAUCAGAUUCCAGAAAUGUUUGCAGACACAAGAGAGACAGAGACAGUAUUCGCCCCCGUUAUCCAGGCUGGGAUGGAGGCACUGAAGGCUGCCGAAUGUGCAGGGAAGCUGUUUAUAUUCCACACCUCCCUGCCCAUUGCCGAGGCCCCAGGGAAACUGAAGAACAGAGAUGACAGGAAGUUGAUCAACACAGACAAAGAGAAGACGCUGUUCCAGCCUCAGACAGGCACUUACCAGGCCCUGGCCAAAGAGUGUGUGGCCCAAGGUUGCUGUGUAGACCUCUUCCUCUUCCCUAACCAGUAUGUUGAUGUGGCGACGCUCUCUGUGGUACCCCAGCUCACUGGUGGCUCUGUCUACAAAUACGCUUGCUUUCAGGUGGAGAAUGAUCAGGAGCGGUUCAUGAGUGAUCUGCGUCGGGAUGUAGAGAAGGUCGUUGGCUUUGAUGCUGUGAUGCGAGUCCGGACAAGCACUGGUCAGUCCUGGUUGAGAAGAGCAGGUGGGGGGUGGGGCGGGAGGGAGGCAAGUGGCACCUGUCAUUCCUUUAGCCCUGACCCUGUCCAUGUGGCCUCAGGUAUCCGUGCUGUGGAUUUCUUCGGGGCUUUCUACAUGAGCAAUACGACAGAUGUGGAGCUGGCUGGCCUGGAUGGGGAAAAGACGGUGACUGUGGAGUUCAAGCAUGACGAUCGGCUCAAUGAAGAGAGCGGAGCCCUCCUGCAGUGUGCCCUGCUCUACACCAGCUGUGGAGGGCAGCGACGGCUCCGCAUACACAACCUGGCCCUCAACUGCUGCACCCAGCUAGCUGAUCUGUAUCGAAACUGCGAGACCGACACGCUCAUUAACUACAUGGCCAAGUUUGCAUACCGGGGGGUCCUAAACAGCCCUGUGAAGACCGUUCGUGACACUCUUAUCACCCAGUGUGCUCAGAUCCUGGCCUGUUACAGAAAGAACUGUGCCAGCCCCUCCUCUGCAGGACAGCUGAUCCUCCCUGAGUGCAUGAAGCUGCUCCCAGUUUACCUGAACUGUGUGCUGAAGAGUGAUGUCCUGCAGCCUGGAGCAGAAGUUACUACUGAUGACCGUGCCUAUGUCCGACAGCUGGUUACCUGCAUGGACGUGGCUGAGACCAAUGUGUUCUUCUAUCCUCGGCUCCUUCCUUUGACAAAGUCUCCCAUUGAGAGUACCACUGAACCACCAGCAAUCCGAGCCUCUGAGGAGCGUCUGAGCAAUGGGGACAUCUAUCUGCUGGAGAACGGGCUCAACCUAUUCAUCUGGGUGGGAGCAGGAGUCCAGCAGGGCGUUGUCCAGAGCCUCUUCAACGUCUCCUCCUUCAGCCAGAUCGCCAGCGGCUUGGGUAUUCUGCCGGUUCUGGAUAAUCCGCUGUCCAAGAAGGUGCGAGGCCUCAUCGAUAGCUUAAGGGCACAGAGAUCGCGGUACAUGAAGCUCAUCGUGGUGAAGCAGGAGGACAAGCUGGAGAUGCUGUUCAAGCACUUCCUGGUGGAAGACAAGAGCCUGAGCGGCGGAGCAUCCUAUGUGGACUUUCUCUGUCAUAUGCACAAGGAGAUUCGGCAGCUACUGAGCUAGAGCAAGAGGGUAAAGGGCAUAAGGUCCCAGGCCAGCUUCCAGAAAGUACCCCAGGGUAGCAGGGAAAUCAGGACAGUUCCAUAUCUUAAAAGUCAUGUAAGCUGAUCUCAGUAUCUGUGGGGGGAGGGAGAGGUAUAAGGAGACACCUUCUUUCUGGGCUCAAGUGUCCUCCCACUCUGUCAUGUCCUGCUGAUAGAAGGUGCCCCUAUCCCUUCACUUUGCCCUUCUUUUCCUGCUAAUCCGGUUGUAAUGAAUGUAGUUUCUCAGUUCACUGUAUAUGAUUCAGUUGGGGGAUUUGGAGGUACUCAGACCCUGGUGAUAUCAUGCCCCUUUGGACCAACCUCCAAGAAAAGAGAGCAGGCAGGAAGGAGUGGGGAUCCCAGGGUUACUAUGGGGGGAGGGGGGGACCCACUAAUUCAGCUCAGUGCCAUCAACAACUUCCUAUAUUAGGGAUAAACAUACAGAUGCACAAGAGCUAGGGUUUAAACCUUAGGUGGUGGAGAGAAAAGUGCUUGAUCCUUCAUGGGCCUGGAAGUCAGCAGCCAAGUCAAAAUUACUGAGGAUGGUUGAUUAGCUUUCUCUGCUGCCAUGCUUUUGUUCUCCUGCAAUGACUUGUGAUCACUCGGUCAUAGUGAUCGUAGAGGCACGCUGUCAGAGGUGAAUGAGCCUGGGAACUGAGUUGCAAAGUAUAUAAAGACCUGGGGAAGGUGCCAGCCUACUUUCCAGCUGGAGAGACCCCAGUACUGGAUGGUUCUGUAGGAAGUCUGGUCAUCAACUUGCAAUACCUCACAGAGCCAGCCCACAUCCCACUCUGCGCUCCCGCUGGAAACACUGCUUCUCCAAGCUGGGGAUUGUUGGGGAGAGAGGCAGAGGUGGCCGGAGCUCUGUACUCUCCUCCCGGGACACCACUCGGGCUCUGAUAUCGAUAAAGUGGCUGACAGUUAUCUUCCAACCCGAACUGGCUGGAGCAGGACAAGGGCUAGGCUUGAUGCUGGCCAGGCUUCCCUACCCCCAGCCUGGGAUGCCCCUGCUCUGGACUUCUCAUUUCUCUUCAUUGGUUUAUUUUUCAAUGCAUCUUUAAUUUGUAAAGAAAUAAAGUAAAUUAAGAUGUAA
Messenger RNA from Pipistrellus kuhlii (Kuhl's pipistrelle), 4820 nucleotides. It is a transcript of the gene SEC24C, whose product is annotated as SEC24 homolog C, COPII coat complex component. The record is from RefSeq and is a predicted model, not a curated record. The coding region runs from base 249 to 3707 and encodes 1152 amino acids. Gene Ontology annotation, cellular component: endoplasmic reticulum exit site; COPII vesicle coat. Gene Ontology annotation, biological process: intracellular protein transport; endoplasmic reticulum to Golgi vesicle-mediated transport; COPII-coated vesicle cargo loading. The transcript is spliced from 23 exons. Gene Ontology annotation, molecular function: zinc ion binding; SNARE binding. Lineage: Eukaryota; Metazoa; Chordata; Mammalia; Chiroptera; Vespertilionidae.